Molecule: messenger RNA, 612 nt
Organism: Alternaria infectoria
Lineage: Eukaryota; Fungi; Ascomycota; Dothideomycetes; Pleosporales; Pleosporaceae
Exons: 3
Coding region: 1-612 (203 amino acids)
Molecular function (GO): protein binding
Source: RefSeq, a predicted model, not a curated record
AUGUCAACGGAAUCACAGAGAGCUUCAGACACAUCUUCAGACACAUCUUCACCCAUAACUUCAGACACACCCGUCAAAGUACUAAGACUAGGUGUCGACGGAUUCAUUUCCUCGCCUCUCAUCAAAGUUCUCGUUGGGCCUGAGUCUCAGCGUUCAGAACUGUUUGUUCACCAGUCCAUCAUAACGUCGCGAUCCAAGUUCUUCGCCAACGCGCUUAGUGGCAGAUGGAACAACUCUGACGCGAAGACUAUCAAUCUUUACGAUCUAAACCCUGAGCUGAGAUCAGAAGAUGUUGAGCACUAUUUGGAAGCCGUCUAUACGAAUCGCAUCACGCUCAAGGAUGACUCGAGCGUUCUUGAACGUAUAUGUCACGUAUACGUGAUAGCUGAAUUGCUGCUCGAUCUACACACUCGUAAUCUGGCAACUCAGGCACUGUAUGAGCAGAUCUCCUUCCGUGAAUCUUAUGGUUGGUGCGGUCUCGGACGCCAUGGUUUACUUCAGUGCGAUGAUUUGCCCAAACGGUUCUUGAGUGAGCUAGCGACGGCUGCGUUGAAGGAGGAACACGGACCGUUGUUGUAUCAUUUGGACACAUACCUCGAAGACAAUUCAUAA